AUGAAACAGCCUCCCUCUGCCGCUGAAGGUGCUGCCGCCGCGGGCCACAAGAAGGGCAAGAAGGACACCAGAAUGUCCAAGACCACUGCCGUCACCUUCGCCUCUGAGAAGCCCAAGUCCGGCAAGGGAAAUGGAAAGGCCGUCACCGAGGCCAUCCCAGCAGUCGACGAGGAGACCGGAGUUGACAAGAACCCUCGGCCUGUGAAGCGCGGAUACAAGCAGGCCGCCAACUCCGGUCUCAAGACUCCUCCUGCCCCUACCGCCAACGAGGCCAAUGAGGCCGACGCUGACGCCGCGUCCUCCCCUCCCACCUCACCCGUCGUCCCCAUGGGCCCAAUGCCUGCCCCCCCCUGUGACGACGGACUGUGGGAUGCCAUUCGCAUGGGCAUCCACACCACCAUGUCUCGCAACUUGGAGGAGAAAAUCGGUCAGCUUCAGGCCGACUGGGAGGCUGCCGAAGGCGCCUUCCAGGCUUCCCGGGAUGCCAUGGAGGUGGCAGUCAAAUCGGCGCAAGCCGUGAAGGAGGGUGUUGAGUUGUGGAAGGAGAUGUGGUUGAACGACCAGUAG
Molecule: messenger RNA, 567 nt
Organism: Penicillium odoratum
Lineage: Eukaryota; Fungi; Ascomycota; Eurotiomycetes; Eurotiales; Aspergillaceae
Exons: 1
Coding region: 1-567 (188 amino acids)
Source: RefSeq, a predicted model, not a curated record